This is a messenger RNA of Pomacea canaliculata, 2968 nucleotides long. RefSeq names its product protein FAM177A1-like. The transcript has 5 exons. The record is from RefSeq and is a predicted model, not a curated record. NCBI's taxonomy places the organism in Eukaryota, Metazoa, Mollusca, Gastropoda, Architaenioglossa, Ampullariidae. Bases 42 to 533 code for a protein of 163 amino acids.
CAGAGUUAUCCUUCGUAAUUCACGAAGAGGUAGUAAACACUAUGGCGGAAUCGUCGAAUUCUCAGGUUUCUGUUGUGAGUGAUAGCAUUCCAGUUGAUCAGUCUACAUACAUUAGUCUAGAAACACACAAGAAGAAGAAGAAGCCUCGCCGUGUUCUGCAUUUUAGUGAUGGUGUCCUCGAGGAGUACUCCACAGAUGAAGAGGAAGUGGGAGAGGAAGAAAAUAAACAGCUUCAGCCUCCAAUUGAUCCACAUACUUUAACUUGGCUUCCAUGGGUUUGGUUUCACUGUUACACAGCUGCUUACAAGGUCUGGACAGCUGCUGACUUCUGUGGGGAGAAACUUGCAUGGUUCUUUGGAAUCACCACACCAAAGUAUCAAAGUGCAAUAGAUGAGUAUCAUAGGAUGAAAGAAGAGGAAGAGAGAGAAAAGGCUGAGGAACAGAGAAAAUAUAAUGUACAUGGAGUCUCUGCAACUGAUAUCAAGUUGGUUGAAGGCACAACCAUGACAGGAGAGAAGCUGGACAAAUAUUAAGGCUAUUACUGCAGCAUGGACCAAUUAUGCCUUUGUUAAAAUGAAAUUAAAUGAGAGAGAGGUGUGUAAAUGUCUUUAAAUUUUUGACUGUGAUAUUGCAUUAUUUGAUGGUUCAUCCACGUAUAGUUAUCUAGCAUUUCCUGGGGAAAUAUUUAAAAUGGUUUUGAUAUUAACAUAUUCUAAUACAGGGGGUCUUCGGGUUAUGUCAGCCCCGUGUUACGUUGUUUCAUGGUUAUAACACAUCUCCCAUUUACUGUAUAAAGCCUUGUUUUCACUUACGUGGUUUUGCGUCAUAAACGUCAUAACAAAUUUUGUGGUUUUUUAUUUCUGUUUAUUAUUCCUGUUUCAUUUCAUUAUUAAACAUAUUUAUUUGUGUUUUUUGUUAAUUACUGUGUUAUGAUAGGUGUUAGGAUAGGAUUUACGUAGAGCAUGUUCGCAUGUUCCAACUUACAGCGAAAAUGAUUUGUGACACAAUGUAGGAAUGGAACAUCAUAAGUUGAGAACCGCCUGUAGUGUCAGAAAAGAGAUGGGGAGCUGCUUCAGGUCGAACAUACAAUCUGGGUGAUAAGCUGUAAGAGGAUCACCUUUUUUUCUGUAUACAUAUCUGCUUUUGUGAUGCGAUUAGUUAAAAAGCUCUGUCAUUAUUUUUUCUUUUGUAUAAAAGCAGUUAACACUUUAAAAAACAUUGCUCUUGCUAUUUGUAAAUUGGCUUGAAAGUAUAUCUGGGUAGCUGUUGGGUUUUUUGCUUAUUUUUGGAGUAUUGUUUUUGUGGUACUCAGAUUGGGAGAUAAGUUAUUUAACAUUUUGGGCUGGAAUGGCUAUUUAAGCAUUAUUUUUGAAAACAUAAUUUUAAAUCAGCUAAUAUUUUUUGGUGCAAUGCCUGUUGUAAAAGCUCAUUUAUAAACACCAUUUAAUUCAAAAUUUGUGUACAAGCUUUUGUGUUAAUACACUUUACAUUAUAUGUCAUGUUAAAGUGCUCAAAAACCUCCUCUUCAAAGUCAUGCUGAUCUAUUUUAAGGAAAUGAACCAUACCUGCUUCUUAAGUCUUGAAUGCUUUAAGAUUUUACAUGUUUUAAAAUGGCUGAUGUUAAAAAAAAUAAAAUAUUGUGACAAUACAGUAAUCCACAGUGAUGUGACCAUGUCAUAAUACAAGUCGUUGGGUCACUUGUCCUAGUCAUUAUUUUGACAAACACUAUAGGAAGCCUGUUGUAUUUUGAAAUCUCUGAGGUUGUGUCCUGUGUAGAGACAUUUGUUAGCAUGUGUUUUUAUAACUGUUGUCAUGCUUUUUAAAAAUUAUUUUAUAAAUGGUUCCCUUCUUCCUUGUCAUGAAUUAUGUAGAGGGAAUGUUACUUGUUGAAAACUUAAAAACACAAGUAAACUUAUUUUUAAUAUUUGUGGUAAAAUUGAAAAAAGUAAGUGCGAUCAUUAUUCAUCUGUCUUAUUAAAAUAAUCAAACCCACAGAAAUAAUGGUUGUCAUUAAAAGUGAGCAAACAAAGUUAUUGAUAUGAGUUGCUGAAGAACUUGAACCGGAUGAUCUGCCAAGUCUAAACUUAGUUCAGCCAUAAACUGGUUUUAUGUUCAUCAGUAAUCUAGUUUCUGUUUCUUCAGUUGCCUAACCUAUAGUCGAUGGAGCAAAGAUGGCUGCUCCCAUGUGAGUGAGGAUAUUUGCAAAUGACUUUGCACUGUUCUUUACUUUAUUCUCACUUCCAAGAAGUGUUUCCAAGAGGAAAACUAAAACAUUUUAAAAAGUGCCACUGCCAUGCUCCACAGUUAAUAUACAUGGUAUGUUCGUUCAUGGAUUGGCAUAGUAGAUGCUUCUUAUUAUCAGAUAGUGAUUUAACCGUCUUUUUGCACUGAAGUGGUUUUAUGUCAUUUAUAUGUAUUUGCAUGUGUAAUAUUUAUGUGUGUAUUUUAACAUUAUUUUGUUACAUUUGAAGUAACCAUUACACAUCGUGUGAAGGACCACUAAAUGCUCCAGCACUGCUGUGACUAUUUAGCACACUUUUUCAUCUCUUUUAACAAGAGAGGAUGGCUAACUGUAAGAUUGACGAGGUUCCCAUAGUGCAUUGUGGAAAACCUUUUCCAUCUUAAACUUUAUUUGCUGCCUAUGUUCAAACGAGUUCAGACCACCUGGUGCAAACCAUUUCGCUGACCCAGUUUCCAAGUGCAAAAGUGCACAGGGAAGGAAGGGGGUUGUGCAACGAGCAAUCUCGAUGUCCAUGUGAGAAUGACCAUGCACUACUGAGUGUAAUUUGUUGGAAAAAGGUGUUGACUGCUGCGAGAGUGAAAGAGUGCAGUCUGUAAAAUAGUAGUGUGUAUGACAGCUGUCUCUGUCAGCUGCAUGUGGGAAUGGUGUGUGGAAUUUAUGUCUUUCGUGAAACAACAAUUAUUUUUUUUCUGCGCCUGUAAAGUUCAUUAAAGAAGAGGACUGGUA